AUGAAUACAAUUGAUCGAAGAGAAAGUGGAGUGUUCUUUGUUGAUGGGCCAGGAGGAUCAGGCAAAACAUUUCUUUACAGAGCUAUAAUUGCAGAAUUGAGAAAUAAGGGUCAUAUUAUCUUGAUAACUGCAUCAUCAGGAAUAGCCGCAACAUUAUUGCCUGGGGGUCGAACAGCUCAUUCUAGGUUUAAGAUCCCAAUUAAUGCAGAACCAUCAUCCAUUUGCAACAUAAGCAAACAAUCAAAUCUUGCAAAGCUGAUUAGACAAACAACGGCAAUCAUCUGGGAUGAAGCACCUAUGACAAAUAAAGAAUCAGUGCAAUCAUUAGACCGCACUCUGAGAGAUAUAUUAGCAAACGAUAUGCCAUUUGGAGGAAAAGUGAUGGUGAUGGGAGGAGAUUUCCGCCAAGUACUGCCUGUCGUACCGAAAGAUAGUAAGUCACAAAUGAUUUCAGCUUCUAUAGUUAAGUCUCAUUUAUGGGCUUCCACUAAAAUUCUAUAUUUGCGACAAAAUAUGUGA
Messenger RNA from Arachis ipaensis, 519 nucleotides. Lineage: Eukaryota; Viridiplantae; Streptophyta; Magnoliopsida; Fabales; Fabaceae. The record is from RefSeq and is a predicted model, not a curated record.